CAGGAGCACGCGUUCCCAACUCCCUCGGUGCGUGCUCAUGGAUCUCGAACCCGACACCAUGGGCUCCGUGCACACGGGGCCCUGCGGCCAGAUCUUCCGCCCCGACAACUUUGUCUUCGGCCAGUCCGGCGCCGGCAACAACUGGGCCAAGGGCCACUACACCGAGGGCGGGGAGCUCAUCGACUCCGUCCUCGACGUCGUCCGCGAGGAGGCCGAGAACUGCGCUGCCUCCAAGGUGUGCCACUCCCUCGGUGGGGGCACCGGUUCCAAGAUCAGGGAGGAGUACCCAGGUCUCUGA
Messenger RNA from Triticum dicoccoides, 298 nucleotides. RefSeq names its product tubulin beta-1 chain-like. Gene Ontology annotation, molecular function: structural constituent of cytoskeleton; GTPase activity; GTP binding. Bases 38 to 298 code for a protein of 86 amino acids. The transcript is spliced from 3 exons. NCBI's taxonomy places the organism in Eukaryota, Viridiplantae, Streptophyta, Magnoliopsida, Poales, Poaceae. Gene Ontology annotation, cellular component: microtubule. Gene Ontology annotation, biological process: microtubule-based process. The record is from RefSeq and is a predicted model, not a curated record.